Aricia agestis (brown argus) is the source of this 1471-nucleotide messenger RNA. It is a transcript of the gene Elav, whose product is annotated as ELAV-like protein 2. The transcript has a single exon. The record is from RefSeq and is a predicted model, not a curated record. Gene Ontology annotation, cellular component: ribonucleoprotein complex. Gene Ontology annotation, molecular function: RNA binding. NCBI's taxonomy places the organism in Eukaryota, Metazoa, Arthropoda, Insecta, Lepidoptera, Lycaenidae. The coding region runs from base 20 to 925 and encodes 301 amino acids.
AAUAAACAACAAUUAAAAAAUGUCGGAAUCGUGUCAAGACGGUAAUUGUCAUGGAAAUAAUGAAUUUGGACCCGAUGAAUCGCCUACGAAGCUUAUCGUUAACUAUAUUCCCGAAGUCAUGACCCAGGAUAUGAUGUUUUCACUAUUCUCCACAAUGGGCAAAUUAGAAAGUUGUAAAUUGAUAGCGAACCGAGGGUACGGGUUCGUGGAGUACUCUCGCCCGGAGGACGCGAUAAAGGCCCGGAAAGCCUUCAACGGGCUCCUGAUGCAGAACAAAACGCUGAAAGUGUCGCACGCCCUGCUCAACCCCGAACUGAAGCCACCGACGAAGCCGGAAGCGGACUGGAACCUAUACGUGUGCAACCUGCCCAACGAACUGACCCUGCAGGACCUGCACGGCCUCUUCGCGCAGUUCGGUAAAAUAGUCAAUUCCCGCAUCGCGUCCGGCAUCGCCUUCGUGCUGUACGAGCACCAGUACGAGGCCGAGCGGGCGAUACAGAGCGUCAACGGCACCACUCCGCCAGGUUUUUUACACCCGCUUACCGUUAAGUACGCUAAUAAGAGUAAUCCUCAUAAGAGUAAAAAUAAUAAUAAUAAUUUUUCUAAGAAUCCCCUUGUGAAGCCUUACCACUGGAUCAAUCAUAUGGGUGCUAUGAACGACCACAACUCCCCGAGCACAUGGUCUAUUUACAUUUACAAUAUCGCCCCCGAGGUGGAGGAACUGACACUGUGGCAGCUGUUUGGUCCCUAUGGUGCUAUCGUGUCCGUUAAAAUAAUUAAAGAUCAUAAGACGAAUAAGAGUAAAGGUUUCGGAUUUGUGACUAUGAGAAAUUACGAUCAGGCCGCCAUGGCGAUACAGGCCCUCAACGGCUAUGUGCUGCAGGGCCAACCCCUAUCUGUCAGUUUCAAGACCCAGAAGAGAUAAUGCCUUAAUAAGUAUCUAAUUAACAAUUUUACAAUAUCAAUACAGUAACAGAUAGACGAAACAAUUUUCUCAUUAUUGGCGCUACGUUUACAUUGGGUAUGGGGCUCUGAGUCAUAACUUUUACACGACGUAAGCAUGCAGUUACACUCUUGUUGAAAUUUUUUAUAUUAAUUUGAGCUAUUGACCUUGUUAAGUUUGUUUCUUAUUAUGGAUAAUAAUUUAUUCAGUUUGUUCGUUAAAUGUUUCAAGUUUACUACAAGUUUAAGAUGAAAAGAUGAUCGUUGUUUGGACGUCAGCAUCAGUUGUGAGCAUUGUGCUUUGAUUAUUAUUUUUUAUAUUAUUUAAGUAUAAUGAACCAUAUUAUAUGUGCUUUUACGAGAUCUAAUCAGUGUAAGCCACAUGAUGAUGUUUAAUCAGCUACUAGUUUUAGUUGUACACUUUUUAUAACAUGAUGUCUAUUUAGGUAGUGAAACGAAAUCUAGAAUAUAUCAUAUUUAUACAUUUAGUAUAAAAUUUGCUGAAUUAAAGUUCAUUUUCACAAUUUUA